This is a messenger RNA of Antechinus flavipes (yellow-footed antechinus), 1025 nucleotides long. It is a transcript of the gene UBE2T, whose product is annotated as ubiquitin conjugating enzyme E2 T. The record is from RefSeq and is a predicted model, not a curated record. Bases 189 to 782 code for a protein of 197 amino acids. NCBI's taxonomy places the organism in Eukaryota, Metazoa, Chordata, Mammalia, Dasyuromorphia, Dasyuridae. The transcript has 7 exons.
AGUCAGCCGCGCUCCUCCCCGAGAGGUUCAGGGAGGACCAAUCCGAGAGGCGUUCUUGGCUUUACAAACUGGCGCCCUCUUGGAACCCCGCCCCCCUUCCCUGAAGAGCUCGAGUACCUCGGACUGGUAAUUCAGUGCUUCUCACUCCACACUUCUGUCAUAAGGUGUGCCAGCUUUCUCAGAAGACCAUGCAGAGAGCCUCACGCCUCAAGCGGGAGCUGCACCUGUUAGCCACAGAGCCACCCCCGGGCAUUACCUGCUGGCAGAACGCAAAUCAAAUGGAUGAUCUCCGAGCUCAGAUUUUGGGUGGGACCAACACACCCUAUGAAAAGGGUAUUUUCAAGCUGGAAGUCUCCAUUCCUGAGAGGUACCCUUUUGAACCUCCAAAGAUACGCUUUUUGACUCCCAUCUAUCAUCCUAACAUUGACUCUGCAGGGAGGAUCUGCCUGGAUGUCCUCAAAUUACCACCAAAAGGUGCUUGGAGACCAUCCCUGAAUAUUUCCACUGUAUUGACCUCCAUCCAGCUGCUCAUGUCAGAGCCCAACCCUGAUGAUCCCCUCAUGGCUGACAUAUCCUCAGAGUUUAAGUACAACAAACCAACUUUCCUCAAGAAUGCCAGAGAAUGGACUGAGAAGCAUGCUCGUCCAAGGGAAGAGUCAAAAGAGAAUGAGGAGGUGGAAAAUCUACCAGAACCCAGUAACCCCAGAGUUUCAGAAGUGCCACCGAAAAGAAAAGGCUCCAAGCUGGGGGGACCAGAGAAGAGACUUUGUUCUGAUGUUUAAGGAGCCCAUCCUGAGCUAUUGCAGCUAAGAGCAUUCCGCUUCUGUCAAGGGCAUUGAUUGUGUCUCAUCUUUUUGAAUGUUUUUCUUGAUCUUUAAUGAGAGUUGGAAUGGUUUUUCUCUUACAAAACAGGCCUUGUAUAUUUAUGUACACUGCAGUAGACUAAUUCUCUGAAUGUAAUUUGUUGUAUUUAUCUUGUACAUAUGUAUUUUGAAACCUUUAACCUGAAAAAUAAAUAAUCAUUU